AUGGAGAGCGUGAGGGUGCGUCCGCGCAAGCGCCUUCUCGUGUGCUGUGACGGAACAUGGAUGGACAGCGACGAUGGCUUCAUGAAGCCGACAAAAGCACACCCGCUGGGCUCCGUACAGAGCCCCUCCAAUGUCACUCGAAUAUCGCGGUGUUUCAAGAGAACAUGCAGUGACGGUACGCUGCAGGUGAUAUCCUACGAGUCUGGAGUCGGUACCGGUAGCGCUAUUGAUACUUUGACUGGCGGGCUGUUUGGACAAGGACUUUCUGAAAGAGUCCGCGAAGCGUAUUCAUAUAUAUGCGCAAACUAUACCGAUGGCGACGAAAUCAUCCUCGUCGGCUUCUCCAGAGGCGCCUUUACGGUUCGAUCGGUAGCCGGCAUGAUCGGCCAGCUGGGGCUUUUGACAAGACAAGGUGUAGAGAGCUUCUAUCCAAUCUUCAAAGACAUGCAAAACUGGAUGGACCCCAGCUACAGAGACCCUUUCCCGACGCAGCCGUUUUCAAGGAAGCCAAAGGGGCCUGACGCAGCGGAUGAGUAUCGCGAUCGUCUCGAGCGCAUGGGCCUGACACGGGUAUACCAACAAAACGGUAGCCUGAUCAAAAUCAAGGCUGUAUGUGUAUGGGAUACUGUUGGUAGUCUGGGAAUCCCCCAAAUCAGCUGGUUAAACAAGCUCGGUGUACGGCCGUGGCACGACACAGACCUGUCCGAUCGAAUAGAACAUGCCUUCCAGGCACUGGCGCUUGACGAAACCCGUUCGCCCUUUACGCCGGCCGUGUGGGAGCGACGGCCUCAAAACAGACUCACCACGGACCUGCGCCAGGUGUGGUUUCCGGGCAAUCAUGGAAACUGCGGCGGCGGCUGGGAUGAUCAAAGCAUGUCAAACAUAACUUUAGCAUGGAUGAUGGAUCAAAUGGCGUCUGUUGGCGUGGAAUUUGAUCCGCCGUCUUUGGAGCGUGUCUUCAAGCUCUCCGUCAAGUACUUUGUCGCAAGCGCUGCCAUGGAUGAGGAACAGGGUCUUGGGCCAGGACCCAAGUGGGCUGUAGAUCCCAUAUACAGGAAUAACGAUCCCGUGAGACCGUGGGCACUCGGUGCCAUCCAGGCAGCUUCUGGUGUUGUGUACCGACUCGCUGGCAACGCUACGCGAACUCCCGGCCUGUACAAGCAGACGGACCCUAGGUUGCCUCAAGAUUCGAAUGAAUUUCUGCAAGAUACCAACGAGCGCAUUCAUAGCUCUGUCAGAGUCCGAAUGGCGUGCCAAGGGCUUGGAUUGAACGAUAAAGGGAUAUGGAGAUGUCCGGCCCUCGCUAGGUGGAAGCUUAAGAAGACUACACAACGGUACAAAGACCCGAGCUUCAGAGAUAUGAGCUGGUGCUUGGGUAAAUUCGACGCCAGCGAGCCUGGCCGCACACCCAACGAAGGUGGUGAUAGAUGGAUCUGGGUCUACGCUGGCUCGGACAAGGAUGCUCCCACUGACCCGAAGCAGAGCGUAAUGUUGGAAGAGCCACUAGGACCAUAUGAACGCUGGCUGUUGCGGAUGUCGGGCGGAUCACCAAACGUUUAUGAGUACGCGGAGAGGAGAAGCGUCCGCCGGCGUGCGCAAGAUGUUGAUCGGCGCAGAGUCAGCUCGUACGGCGAGCACGAACGGCGCGACAGCAGAAGAUCGCGCGAGAGAAGCCGCCACGACGAUAAUAGUAGAUAUGAAAAGGUGUACGAACGUGAGUCCAGUAUGGUCUACGGCAAUGGCAACGGGUACCGUGUCGAACCAAGAGAAAGACUGCGGACCGAGUAUUACCCUCGCCGACCGGCGUCUACCGAAAGAUAUGAGGGACGACGUCGUCGAUACUCCAUAGAUCCCGACUCUAGCUACGACCGGCGAUAUUAA
This is a messenger RNA of [Torrubiella] hemipterigena, 1881 nucleotides long. The record is from the annotation of a GenBank genome assembly. NCBI's taxonomy places the organism in Eukaryota, Fungi, Ascomycota, Sordariomycetes, Hypocreales, Clavicipitaceae.